CAAACGACAAAUCCUCUCAAGUCCUGACUUCCCUGCGAUAGAGCGUGGGCGGCGCUGAGCCGCCGGUGCCGUCUCCUCUCCUCCCCCCACAAUCCCUCUCUUCCUCCCUCCCACGCACCCACGCCUCCUGCCCUUGACUCUUACGGAUCGUAGGAAGAGGGAGAGGAGAGAAGCAGCGAUCUGUUCCUGUUUUGAGACUGCAGCGACCGAUCUCUCUUCUUUCGACUGUUUUCCGAACGUCUCUCUCUGUUUCUCCAUGCCCGUGCUGCAGCUCAGAUGGGAGACGUAAGUGCAGCGGCUGUCUGGCACGUGAACGCGCGCGGCAGGUCUCUCUGGCGGGCCAUCCCAGGCACGGGAUGCUGAACGGGAGCCGUGAGGGUUUGUUUGAACUGGGCAGGCAGCUCCAGCAGGAAGGAGACUCCCAAGCUGCUCUGCACUGCUUUCUGAGCUGCCUGCUGGGACUCACACAUGUGCAGAGCUUCCACUCGCUUCCCAACUGCCUGCAUCAGAUUGCUGAACUCUACAUUGAUGAGAAGAAUUAUGGGAAAGCUCUGCAGUUCAUUCAGGCGGAGAAGAUGUUUUACGAAGUGGCACUGAUCGAGCUCACCUCGCUGCAGGCCAGCACAGGGUCUCAAGAAGACGGAACAUUAGGAACCUCAGGAUGUCUGUCUCAAGAGGAGUUAUCAGAACAGGCUUCUCAGGCCCAGGAUCUUGAGAGACUGGCUCAGCUCUGCAUCAUGAGCAAGAGACCCCAUCUUGCUUUAGAAUACAGUGGCAAGGCCACUAAAAUCCACCAGCGGGCUUUCGGUAACGAUCACCCCAUCACAGCCCGGAGUCUGGAGCUGCUAGCCACUGUCUAUGCUGAGAUUGGCAAAACGGAAUAUACAAAUUCAUUGGGAGAGUGUGUGUCGACUCUUUCCAAGAGGUUCUCGGCCACGGAGUCAUUUAGCGAUGCUCUGAGUGGCAUCUCUCAUAGCCAUAAGGACAGACACUCUGAGUUACGACACAGAAAAGAGCCAUACAAACAACAGGAAACUCUUAAAACUAAGGUCAUAAAUGAAAAACUGCCCACCUCUAUCCUGAAAAGGUCCAACGUGAGCAAUGUUGAGUCAGACUCAUCACGUAGGCGAAAAAACGAGAGGCGGGUUCGCUUCAGAGAGCCGGAGAUCACUGUUCAUGACAUUCCGUACUAUGACUGUUUAGGAGUGUACGACACCCCCCAGAGCCAUUUGCACUUGGCCUUGCUCACCUGCCUGUUCCUGCUGCUGUCUGCGCUCGGUCUAGCAUUGUACUGCACGGACCGCCGAAGACCCCAGCGUGCCUGUGAGGAGCUGCAGACGGCACUAGCUGUGUACCUGCUUCAAUUCAAACAGAUUGUUUGGGCCUGCUGGAUCUGGCUGACCAUGCAAUGACCAUAACUGACCACAGAUGGCAGCAACAAGCAGAAAA
This is a messenger RNA of Megalobrama amblycephala (Wuchang bream), 1449 nucleotides long. It is a transcript of the gene lg5h14orf180, whose product is annotated as linkage group 5 C14orf180 homolog. NCBI's taxonomy places the organism in Eukaryota, Metazoa, Chordata, Actinopteri, Cypriniformes, Xenocyprididae. Gene Ontology annotation, molecular function: connexin binding. The transcript is spliced from 10 exons. The record is from RefSeq and is a predicted model, not a curated record. The coding region runs from base 357 to 1412 and encodes 351 amino acids. Gene Ontology annotation, biological process: positive regulation of Golgi to plasma membrane protein transport. Gene Ontology annotation, cellular component: plasma membrane; transport vesicle; trans-Golgi network.